Molecule: messenger RNA, 360 nt
Organism: Racocetra fulgida
Lineage: Eukaryota; Fungi; Glomeromycota; Glomeromycetes; Diversisporales; Gigasporaceae
Source: the annotation of a GenBank genome assembly
UUCUAAAAAAACAAGCUAAAGAGUUUAUAUCGGACGAAAAUAACAAAUUUUCAUUUCCUAAAGAGCAUGGUCAUUCUGAUGAAGAUGCCGCUCAUAAACAUUUAACAUCUACUGGAGAACAUGAGGCCGAAAUUGAUCAUGAGUCGAUUCUUGACAAACAUAAGAAAAUUUAUGAAUCGGUUCAGCAUUCCGAUGAAGAGCUUGGUCACGCUGCAGCUUUUGAAGCAUUGAAAAAAAUGUGUAGUGGCGAAUCAUAUGAUAAAUCUGCACUUCUUUCAUUGGCAAUGAGUGAAGGCAUGAAGCUUUGGAAAAAAAAACAUGCCGCUGGUGAUGGUGAUGGCGGUGAUGGCAGUGGGCAAG